AAUUGCCCUGCCCCUCUGGUGCUGCCACGUGUUAUUUCCCUCCAAUCAUCUCCGUCUAAGCCUCGCGUCGCCAUGUCGCCUGACCUCGAUAAUGCCGCGCAGCAGCUCGAGGCGCGUCAGACCGCCCUUCUUUCCCGCAUCGACCAACUCACAGACCGCCUCUCCGCGAUCACCGCUGCCGCGCAACGAAGCUGGCUCGAACCUUCCGCUGCCGCUUCUCGCGCCGUUCCUUCCGGGCACGCGUCGCAGGCGGGAGGCGAUGAUUUGUCGGAUCUGGAGGGUCCGGUGCCUGGUGACGUGGCAGCAGGGGACGAGACCGCCACGCAGGCGCGGCUCGCCGACGCGAUUCGAGCGGGAGGGAUCUCGCGAUUCCGGUUUCGGCGCGUGCCGUCGGAUUACUACGACUGGACGCUUGAGGCGCGGCGGGAUGCGCUCGGCGCGCCGUCCGUUGACCACCUAUGCAAGAGCAUCGUCAUGACCAACACGCAGGCGCCUGCCGAUGUGGUUGACUGCAGCAACCCGCGCAACUCCAAAUACUACGUCAUCGUGAUUCAGUACUCUGCGCGCCUGAAUGCAGAGAAAGUGCGCAACUUUGUGUAUGAUCUCAACGAGGGCAAGUUGCCCAAGAAGCGAAUCAAUAUGCGCCUGGCCCCUGAGGAAGACUCAAUGGCUCUCACGGGCUUUGAGCACAAUGCCGUUGCUCCCAUCGGCACCUGCACUCCCAUCCCGGUGAUCCUAUCGGAUCGCAUCUUGGCCCUGCGCCCGCGCUACUUCUGGAUGGGGGGAGGCGAGGUGGACCUCAAGCUCGCCAUGGCUGUGGAUGACUUUGUCAACCUGCUGAAUCCCUUUGUUGUGGACUGCACCUACUAGAGGCCUGAGGCGCUUAUCCACCUACCGUACCAUCGGGUGUUUCUGAAUCGUAGGGGGCGAGGUGGUCCUCUGAGCUCGUCAUGGCUGUGGGCGACUUGGUGUUGUGAGCCUUCUCAACCCCUUUGUUGUCGACUGCGAUGCAAGUACUAAAGCUCGGUGGCGCAUAGCCUAGCCUACCCACCAGCUCGUGGUGGUGGAAUGGAGGCAUGUGUGCGGGUAGAAUUCGAUAGGUGCUUGCUGGAAGGCUGGGCAAAGGUGGAUCUUUCCAAGCUAGAGCAGACGUG
Closterium sp. NIES-67 is the source of this 1154-nucleotide messenger RNA. The record is from the annotation of a GenBank genome assembly. Lineage: Eukaryota; Viridiplantae; Streptophyta; Zygnematophyceae; Desmidiales; Closteriaceae.